Molecule: messenger RNA, 2272 nt
Organism: Drosophila willistoni
Lineage: Eukaryota; Metazoa; Arthropoda; Insecta; Diptera; Drosophilidae
Product: CWF19-like protein 2 homolog
Exons: 2
Coding region: 56-2170 (704 amino acids)
Biological process (GO): mRNA splicing, via spliceosome
Cellular component (GO): post-mRNA release spliceosomal complex
Source: RefSeq, a predicted model, not a curated record
AAAGUCUGAGUUGUUUAUGUUUAUUUAUAAUUUUUAAUAAUUAAAAAUUUAAAGAAUGAGCUUCAUACAAUUCGAAAGUGGCCGAGAGAAGGACAAAGCUCGCCAGGAACUGCGUGAGGCGCGUGCGGAAUUGCUGGCACAAGCACAAAGCCGGGCCGAGCAUCGCUCUCGUCGGGAGCGGGAACAGGAGUUGCGUGGCGAGGCAAAUUGGAUGUUGCCGGCAGUGGCCAAAAAGCUCGAUUCAUCCAAAGUGAGUUCCAAGAAAGCCAAGUCGAGCAAGUCAAAGAAAAAGUUGAUAACCAAAUCUAAAGCAAAGACCAAAGAGAAAAAUAAAUCUUCCAAGAAAAAGAGCAAGAAGCAUCAUCAUAAACGCAGGAGCAGCAGCAGUAGUGAUAGUGAUAGCGAUGAUUCGUCGAGCUCAUCCAGUGACAGCACCUCAUCAUCUUCUAGCAGUGACGAUGAAACAAAGCGAAGACGUUUGAAGAAAAAAUCCCAAAAAUCUCAUAAAUCUGACGAUGAAUGGGUGGAAAAGAAACCUGUUGAGACGCCCGUAGAGCCCUUGCAGCGUGACAGCUGGAUGACUAGUGAGAAUCUGAGGCUUAAGACCUUUAUGCGGGAACGAAAAGAGCCAACGAAACCAAAUGAAAAGAUGCAGCAAAUCGAUGCCUAUGAUCCGGCUAAAAGUGUCCACGAAUUAAACCCCUAUUGGAAAAGUAAUGGCACAGGUCUACCAGGAUUUCAAAAACCCCAAGACGAAAGCACAGAGUAUUCAGUUAGGCAAGAGCAAUAUAAGCCAAGCUCGUCAUCUGGUUGGCGAAAAGCCUCAGUAGCUCAACCAAAACCGAAAUCACCUUCGCCGAAACCUUCUUCGGAUUCCUCUCAGGAAGAGGACCAUGAACAAGAAGACGAGGAAAUGUAUGAUGCGCCUGCAUGUCUGACGGAUGAGCAAAUAAAUGAAUUAGCCAGCAAAGCCAUUAAAGCCGAACUUAAAGGAAAAUCAGAACUAGCCAAAGAUUUAAAUGUUCAAUUGGAGGCAGCCCGCAAAGCGAGAGCGGAAUUUCUGGCCAGCGGCAAGCAGCCUCCCAAACGAACUAAAUCCAAAUCUGUGGCGUCUAGUUCGGAGCAUGUGCUCCUUACACGUACAGACCAAAAGGGUCAAGUCAGGCCACUCAUUCAGUCCAGGUCCAAGCUAGAACCCUCCACAGGGGAGCGGGAUACGGGAGUGAGGAAAAAGAAAAAAAUGGAUACACAUGUGGAUGGGCAAAGGGUGCGCUACUUUGCCGAUGACGAUCGCUACGAUAUUAAGCAAAUGUUCGAGCGUGAGAAGCAUUCUACAGCAGCUGAAUCGAAUUUAGAAUAUGCCAACAUGCUAUCAAAACAUAAGAACCCCAAUGAUGAUCUCGAGGAUAUAUUUUCGGAUCGUAUACGUAAAAAUGGUCCAUCUCAGGCCGAGGAGGAGAAACGGGAACGUCAAGCAGCCAUACGAGAGCACGAACGUCUCACUUCCACGCUUGAGAAUUGUGAUCGUUGCCUUGACUCGGGAAAACUGGAUAAACAGCUUCUGGUUUCUUUGGGCCAGCGUAUCUAUUUGAGUUUACCCUGGCACAUAGGAUUGCAAAAUGGUCAUUGCAUAUUAUCGCCCAUGCAACAUGUGGCAUGCUGUACCCAGCUUGACGAGGAUGCUUGGCAGGAGCUCAACGAUUUCCGAAAAUCGUUAACACGCAUGUUCGCCUCCCAGGGCAAAGAUUGCGUGUUUUAUGAGAUAGCCAAUAAAUUACACAGGCGGCCACAUCUUAGUGUUCAUUGCAUUCCCAUACCCAAUGAAUGUGGUGAGGUCGCUCCAUUCUAUUUCAAGAAAGCCAUUGAGGAAUCGGAGCAGGAAUGGUGUAUUAAUAAGCAACUGGUUACAUUAAAGGCGCAGAAAUCUCUGCGUUCCUCCAUACCCAAAGGUUUGCCCUACAUCUGGGUACAUUUUGGCAUGGAUACAGGCUUUGCCCAUGUUAUCGAAGAUCAGGAUCGUUUCCCAAACAAUUUUGUGCAGGAAAUCAUUGGCGGAAUGUUGGAAUUAAAUCCAAAUGCUUGGCGGAAGCCACGCAAAGAGCAAAACAUCAUAGCCAAAGUUAAAUCACUGGCUGACAAAUGGAAAAACUAUGAUUGUACAGAGUCAUAGCGUUAGAGAAAUACAUAAAAAAAAAAAUAGUAGGUUAGUAUUGUAACUUUAAUUAUAGAAUAUCCGCAUUGAAUAGACACAAAUAUACAAUACCGAAGAGAA